Molecule: messenger RNA, 4294 nt
Organism: Prosopis cineraria
Lineage: Eukaryota; Viridiplantae; Streptophyta; Magnoliopsida; Fabales; Fabaceae
Product: histidine kinase 4
Exons: 12
Coding region: 934-3948 (1004 amino acids)
Biological process (GO): phosphorelay signal transduction system; phosphorylation
Molecular function (GO): phosphorelay sensor kinase activity
Source: RefSeq, a predicted model, not a curated record
UGGAGUUAUUACUUGUUAAUUAAAACUGGCGACGAAUUGAUUAUCGCUCGAGCCGAGGAUAUUAAUGGAAUUCCAGCAAUAAAAAUGGCUCUUUUGGUAACUCAUGCGGGAAUAAGAUCCGCGCCUUGUCGCCCUGUCAUUAUCGGAGAGAUUGUGAUAGCGAUUUUCAGUUUUUCAAUUUCCUCCUCCCCUCCCCCCUCCUCUACUCUGCUCCAAUCUUCUGAUUCUUGAACUUAGAGAGAGAGAGAGAGAGAGAGUUCAAGGGAAGCAAGAGUGUGAGAAAGACCCAGGUGAGAAAAAUGAUUCAGUUUGCAUACUAGUGGGAAAUUUGGCAGAUUCAUAAAAAAAGUGAGAAACUAAAGAAAGAUGGAUCUUUUUUUAGUCUUGAGCAGUCAGUGAAAAAAAUAAUAAUAAUAAAGAAAGAGACACAGUAUGUUUUGCUUAUUUUUGAACCCGUUUCUUUGAAUCUUGGGAGUUUCCAAGUUGAAUUUGAGCUCUGAAAAUGGCUGAUUUCUAAGCGGAGGCAGUGUUGGUGUGAAUGCAUUAGUAUAUUGCAAAGAAGGCGCCGCAGAGAGAGAGGGGGGACGAGACGUCAAAGGAGAGAGAGUUUGACGCAUUUGUGAGAGAGAGAGAGAGAGAGAGGAAGAGUAGGCCGCUGCUAUACUGGUUUUGUGUAGGAGGGAGACGAGAGCGUAUCACAUAAAAUCCUAAAAAUUCGAUUUAGUUUCCUUAUCAGCUUAAAAUAAAGCAGGAAACAGGAAAGCAUAGCAUAAAAGCGCAUAAAAAAUUCUGCUUGUACAGCGAGGGAGCCUCAGAUCAGGACGAACCAAACUGGUUCAUAUUGUUCAUUGUACCCUCACCUCCUCUUUUCUUUACAGAGAUGAAGAGGACAAGAGGGGAAGAAGUACACUAAGCAUCGAAGGUCUGUAGCUGAUGGGUAUCAAGAUGCAGAGCCAGCACCAGCAUCACCCUGUGGCUUUGAGGUUCCAUGAGCAAACGGGGAGUAAAAGAAAAUACACUUUCAUUCAGGCUAAAAGAGCUUGGCUCCCAAAGUUUCUGCUGCUGUGGAUCAUGCUGAUGAUGCUAUUCAGCGGGUCUAUCUACAAUGGUAUGGAUGCUGAUAAUAAAGUUAGGAGGAGAGAGGUUCUGGGUAGCCUCUGUGAGCAAAGGGCUAGGAUGUUGCAAGAUCAAUUUAGUGUUAGUGUUAACCAUGUCCAUGCCCUGGCUAUUCUGGUUUCAACCUUUCACUACUACAGAAACCCAUCUGCAAUCGAUCAGGAAACCUUUGCAGAGUAUACUGCCAGAACAGCAUUUGAGCGGCCAUUACUGAAUGGGGUGGCCUAUGCACAAGCGGUAGUUGACUCUGAAAGAGAAAACUUUGAGAGGCAACACGGAUGGGUGAUAAAGACUAUGGAAAGAGAGCCUUCCCUAGUUCGAGAUGAGUAUGCACCUGUGAUAUUUGCCCAAGAAACUAUCUCCUAUCUUAAGUCUCUUGAUAUGAUGUCAGGGGAGGAGGACCGAGAGAACAUUUUGAGGGCUAGGGCCACUGGGAAAGCUGUACUGACUAGCCCAUUCAGGCUGUUGGGUUCUCAUCAUCUUGGUGUGGUGUUGACGUUCCCUGUUUACAAGUCCAAGCUCUCCCCGGAGCCAACUAUGAAAGAACGUAUAGAGGCAACUGCAGGAUAUGUUGGAGGGUCCUUUGAUGUUGAAUCCCUUGUGGAGAAUUUACUUGGGCAGCUUGCUGGUAACCAAGCAAUUUUGGUGCAUGUGUAUGAUAUCACAAACUCCACUAACCCACUAAUCAUGUAUGGCAACCAGUAUGAAGAAGGUGACACGUCUCUUGUACAUAAAAGUAAGCUUGAUUUUGGAGAUCCUUACAGGAAACAUCAGAUGAUAUGUAGGUAUCAUCAGAAGGCACCAACAUCUUGGACAGCGCUUACCACUGCAUUUUUAUUCUUUGUGAUUGGUUUAUUAGUGGGAUACAUUUUAUAUGGUGCUGCAAUUCAUAUUGUCAAAGUCGAGGAUGAUUUCCAUGAAAUGCAGGAACUAAAAGUUCGAGCGGAAGCUGCUGAUGUCGCCAAAUCCCAGUUUUUAGCAACUGUUUCUCAUGAAAUUAGAACGCCAAUGAAUGGCAUCCUAGGAAUGCUUGCUUUGCUUCUAGAUACGGAAUUGAGUUCAACUCAACGAGAUUAUGCUCAGACUGCUCAAGCAUGCGGAAAAGCACUGAUAGCUUUAAUAAAUGAGGUGCUUGACCGAGCUAAAAUUGAAGCUCGCAAGUUAGAGCUAGAAGCAGUUCCAUUUGACCUGCGUUCCAUACUUGAUGAUGUCCUUUCUUUAUUCUCUGAGAAGUCUAGACACAAAGGUUUAGAGUUGGCAGUCUUUGUUUCUGAUAAAGUUCCAGACAUUGUUAUGGGAGAUCCAGGGAGAUUCCGACAAAUAAUAACCAAUCUAGUUGGCAACUCUGUCAAAUUCACUGAUCGAGGGCACAUAUUUGUAAAGGUUCAUCUUGCUGAAAAUAUGAAUGCUACAAUGAAUGGAAAAUCUGAGACAUACCUAAAUGGAGGAUCAGAUGAUGUUGUGCGUAUGGCUGGUGGUUAUCAGUUCAAAACUCUCAGUGGAUGUGAAGCAGCUGAUGAAAGGAACUGUUGGGAUAAUUUUGAGCGUCUAAUUGCUGACGAAGAAUUUUGCUUUGAUGCAUCAAGUAAAAAGAUGACCGCUAUUCAAGUCUCUGAGCAAGUCACUUUGAUGGUCUGUGUAGAGGAUACUGGCAUUGGGAUUCCUUUUUCUGCCCAGGAUAGGAUUUUCAUGCCUUUUGUGCAGGCAGACAGCUCAACCUCUCGAAACUAUGGUGGGACUGGUAUUGGAUUAAGCAUCAGCAAGUGUUUGGUUGAAUUAAUGGGAGGUCAAAUAAACUUCAUAAGCCGACCCCAGGUUGGGAGCACAUUUUCCUUCACUGCAGUUUUUGGUACAUAUAAGAAAAAUUCAACCAGUGACGUGAAGAGACAUAAUGCGGAAGAUCUACCUUCUAGUUUUAGAGGACUGACAGCCAUAGUGGUUGAUGGAAAACCUGUUAGAGCUGCUGUGACUCAGUACCAUCUGAAGAGGCUUGGGAUACUAGUUAAAGUUGCUAGUAACAUUAACAAGGCUGUUGCUUUAUGUGGGAAAAAUGGUUCAUUAACGUCUGGAAUGUUCCAGCCAGACAUAAUUUUGGUUGAGAAGGACUCGUGGAUAUCUGGAGAAGAUGGAAACUUCAAUGUUUGGCAACUAGACUGGAAACAGAACGGACAUACAAUUAAGUUGCCCAAAUUGAUCCUUCUUGCAACCAACAUUAGUAAUGCCGAGUUUGAUAAAGCUAAGGCUGCUGGUUUUGCUGAUACUGUGAUCAUGAAACCUCUGAGAGCUAGUAUGGUAGCUGCUUGUCUUCAGCAGGUUCUUGGUGUGGGGAAGAAGAGACAGCAAGGAAAAGACAUGCCUUAUGGUUCCACUUUCCUCCGAGGCCUUUUUUGUGGAAAGAAAAUUUUGGUGGUUGAUGACAAUGUGGUGAACCGGAGGGUUGCUGCAGGCGCAUUAAAAAAGUUUGGAGCUGACGUGAAGUGUGUCGAAAGUGGCAAAGCAGCACUUGAAAUGCUUCAAUUGCCUCACAGUUUUGAUGCCUGCUUCAUGGACAUCCAAAUGCCAGAAAUGGAUGGGUUUGAAGCAACACGACGAAUCCGGCUGAUGGAGAGCAAGGCGAAUGAGCAGGCGAAUGGUGGAUCUAACGAAGGAAAUGCCUCAAAAGAUGAGUGGCAUUUGCCAAUAUUAGCCAUGACGGCUGAUGUUAUCCAUGCUACCUACGAUGAGUGUUUGAAAUGUGGUAUGGAUGGAUAUGUCUCGAAGCCCUUUGAGGAAGAGAAUCUCUACCAAGCAGUUGCAAAGUUCUUCAAGUCCAAGCCUAUCUCAGAGUUAUGACAGCCAGCCAUUUCUAAGUUGAACUGAGCAAAAACGAGAAAACAAGUUGAAGACAUACCAAGAGUUGAGUUGGCCGCCAGCAUUUUCCACAAUUUGCCUGCUAGCUGUGCUUCAAUGCAGAUCAUGACACUUGGCGAACCAGCGUGCUUACUACGAAGCGAGUGAUGAUUUCUAACCAGCAUAAGUGGGACAUGAUUAGAAUUGGAGUAAAUGUAUACCUCAUAGCCCUGCAUGUUCCCCGCUUGUGUACAGUUUUUCAGGAGGGCAUGAGGGGCAUGAUGUAAAUUCCAUAUACUUCUUGUGCAUCACUAUAUAUACUUCUCUUUUUACAAGGGGUUUUUCAUUA